UGAGACAGAGCAAACAGUUUCUCUCCUUGUGUGUGUUGUGUUGUGUGUGUCUCAAGUGAUUCUCAGCAAAGAUCCUUUCAACCAAGAAAAAGGGAAAACACAGAGAGAGAGAGAGAGGGGGAGAAGUUUAACCAGGUGUCACCCAUCGCCUUUUUAUGGUUUGCUGUGCACAGGGAUCCAGGCAGGUGUUUCAGGGAUCCUGACAGAUAAUGCCGGUCGAGGUUUCGUCUUCCAAGCCGGAUUUCGGAGCUUUGCCUGGGAGCGGAAUAGGAAGAAUGGGAAGCAACGACAGCGGGAUUGGCCCCGCAUUCAUGGACCCUGGCUCUGACGAUGACUACAUGUCCCGUGAGGAGAAGGAAUGCAUCCAAUUCUUCGAGACCACCCUAGACUCGCUGAGCGACGGCUUGGAGCUCAGUAACCUCUCCGGCGAGGCCGGGGAGGAAGAGGAGGACGAAGGAAGGGCUACUCCGACCCUGUCCCACACCCAAAUCCACCCUCACCCGAGCAGCGAGGAGAUCAUAGACCUGGUGAAGGACAGCAGACAUCAGCUGGAGGAGUGCGAAACAAAUUACGUGAAACCCAUACGAUACAUGAACGUGAGUGAGAUCCUUCCCAAGGAGGAGGUGGAGCCGGAAAGUCCCGGCCUCGACCAGCGCCGUGCCUCCCUCGUCUCGCCCCGGCAGAGUUUUGAUUGGCCCCUGCCCCCACCGGACAUAGGCCCCCCCGCCUCCCCACAGCCGAUCGGCUCGGUGCCCACCCCCUUGGUGAUCGCGCAGAGAAUCGCGGAGAACGGCAGCCUGUCCCCCACCUCACCGAUCUUUCCAUCGCCGCCGCCACUAGGGGUGACCGACAGCAAGGCCUUCCAUUACCACAACAGCAGGUCGAACCCCACCUCCCCCACCGAGUCCCGGGAGCCCCAGCACCGACCCCUCUCCCAGGGCAGCUUCAAGCACCAGAGGUUCCCCUCCAACAUCAACGUCUCGGUGGGCAACCGCGAGUACAACAGUACCAUCACCAAGGCCUCGGUCAACAUUCAGGAGCGCAAGGCGCGAGUCCUGGCCAAUCUGGGCUCCGCCGCAGGGCGGCUGGCCUUGGAGUCAGACGAGAGGCAGCAGAGAGCUCGGCUCUGGGCUUCCAGCAGGAGCACGUCCUUCAAGGAGCUUGGAUCCGGCCAAGCCAGGAACGAGGCCUUGUCUAAGCUGGGUUUGGCCAAGGAGCCCGAGGAGACGCCUCUCCACAACGGUUCCCCGGCAAAGCUGCGCAUCGCCGGGUUCUCCCACUCGCUCAAGGUGAAGCCGACCGUCAGCGCAGCCGGAGAGACCUCUCCGCCUCUCAGGAGAGCCUCCACUUCCAAGCUGGAUCUGCCAUCUCCGAGCGAAGUCCCUCCCCCGGCAUUCCUGAGCCCCUCCCCAGGCCCCUUCCACCCAGAACUCCGGCGUCUCAGCUCCACCCCUCGCCCCAGCGGGUUACGCACCCCGGGAAUCACCGUCCAGUUUUCCGGACGGGGCUCAACGGAUGAAUCCCGCAGGGAAGCUCUGCGGAAACUGGGUCUCCUGAAAUCCCAAUGACCCCCUACCUCCCCCCCUACCACCACCA
Messenger RNA from Callorhinchus milii (elephant shark), 1596 nucleotides. Its product is annotated as proline and serine-rich protein 2. Bases 210 to 1568 code for a protein of 452 amino acids. The record is from RefSeq and is a predicted model, not a curated record. The transcript is spliced from 4 exons. NCBI's taxonomy places the organism in Eukaryota, Metazoa, Chordata, Chondrichthyes, Chimaeriformes, Callorhinchidae.